This is a messenger RNA of Dibothriocephalus latus, 586 nucleotides long. NCBI's taxonomy places the organism in Eukaryota, Metazoa, Platyhelminthes, Cestoda, Diphyllobothriidea, Diphyllobothriidae. The record is from the annotation of a GenBank genome assembly.
GUUUUCCCUUAAAGCGGUAUAUUUAGAUCAUAAGAAGUGCGGCACCAUUUAUCGUCGAAUUUAUCACCAAGGUAUGGCCUGCACCAGCGGCCCCAUCGCCGAUUACGGAUAUGGUCCUAAAAAUGCUGCAUGCAUAGAAGGUGGACCUCUACGAGAACGGUAUAUUCUGCAACAGUUUCAUUUUCACUGGGGACAUGAAAGCAAAUGGGGUUCAGAGCAUCACGUCGACGGUUUCAGCUAUUCCGGUGAAAUGCAUUUGGUAUUUCUUGCCGAACGUUACUCUGCACAGAAUGACGCACUAGAGGAUCCUGAAGGCCUUUGUGUGCUUGCAGUAUUCCUACAUCCUUCCAAAUACGGGGCGAAUACGUUGAUUUGCCACCAUAAUGAAGUUAUUUUCUUCUUUUUGAAAGAUUUGUCUCGGUACUACACCUAUGAGGGAUCACUGACAACACCGCCAUGUUCAGAAUGCGUCCGCUGGAUUGUCUGUGCCGAUCCUGUGGAAAUUUCGGAUUCGCAGGUACAUUUGCAACUUUGUUCGUGCACGUUUCAAAUAAGAACUGCAAGUGUAAUUUGUGUCAUCUAUUAA